Messenger RNA from Euleptes europaea (tarantolino), 2600 nucleotides. RefSeq names its product family with sequence similarity 171 member A2 (gene FAM171A2). The transcript is spliced from 8 exons. The coding region runs from base 1 to 2592 and encodes 863 amino acids. The record is from RefSeq and is a predicted model, not a curated record. Lineage: Eukaryota; Metazoa; Chordata; Lepidosauria; Squamata; Sphaerodactylidae.
AUGCUGCUGCCGCCGCCGGUGCCGGUGCCGGUGCUGGCGAUGCGCGUCGCCCUGCUGCUGCCGCUGCUGCUGGGCCCCGGCGGGCAGGCGCGGGGCAAGGCGCCGCCCGGGGAGCCCCCCAGCCCGCAGGAGGUGGUGAUCAAAGUCCAGGUGUACGAGAAUGGUGAUUUGUCCCCGCUCCCUCAGGCAGCUGUGGAAGUGUAUGGGAACCAGACCUCACUGGCUUCAGGCGCAACAGACCACGAGGGUGUCAGCAUGCUGCCCAUCAGCUAUCGCCUGGGAACCUGGGUCCUCGUCACGGCCUCCAAGCGUGGCUUCGUCACAAACUCUGUUCCUUGGCGCGUCAGCAAGCUGCCACUCUACGCCUCUGUCAGCCUCUACCUGCUUCCGGAGCGGCCUGCGACACUCAUCCUGUAUGAUGACGUGAUGCAAAUCCUUCUCAGCUCUCCAGGAGCGAAGAGCCAGCCUUGGGCACAGUUCCCGCGCAAAUCUGCCCGCCUGCCCCGCAACUCGACCUACAGCCAGCUUUCGGCCUCUCUGACUGCUGCCAGCGGUGGGCCAGAUAUGAGGGGUUUCCCAUCCUUUAUUGGGAUGGAAAGCAACAGCAGUGCCAGCAGUCCCUGGCUAGAGCUGGUGCCCGUCGUUGCUGUUAGCAUCCACCUCUUCACUGGCAAUGGGACAGAAGUGCAGCUCUCAGGCCCCGUCCAGCUCUCUAUCCCUCUGCCGCCUGAUUCGGCCGCUGCAGCAUCUCCCAGCGUGCCAGCCUGGCGCUUUGAUCUCAAGAGUGGUUUGUGGGUUCGCAAUGGGACUGGUCUCAUCCGAAAGGAAGGGAACCAGCCUUACUGGACUUUCUCUUCUCCACAGCUGGGCUACUGGGCAGCAGCCGUGCUGUCCCCAGCAGCAGGGCUGGCAAGUGGAGCAGCAGGCAUGAAGGACCUUGUCACUUACCACACCCUCAUUCUGCUGACUGUCCUCGGUGCCCUGGCGUUGCUGGUUCUCAUUCUGCUCUGCCUGCUUAUUUACUACUGCAGGAGACUGUGUCUGAAGCCACGGCAGCAACAUCGAAAGCUUCAACUCUCUGGUGCACUGGAUGCCUCAAAGAAAGACCAGGCCACCUCCAUGUCCCAGAUCAACCUCAUCUGCACAAGUCACAUGGAAACGGCCUCAUCCAACGGGGACAUGGACGUUCACACACCUAUCCUCAAGUCGGCCUUCUCCUCCUCCCGUGAAUUCGAGAGCUCUCGCGAGGAGUUCUUCAAGCAAGUGUCCAGCCAGAAGGCUCGCCACACCAGCAAGACCUCUGCAGCCGACACACUAAGCCAGCGGGGAACCUCCAAGGAUGAUUACCCUCGAGUGACGGAGGGGUACUCGCUCAAGGCAGCCCGCUCCAUGGAUGUCCCCGGCCCACUUGAGCCCCCGCUCUUAGAGGACUACAAGCGCAGCUAUUCACACCAGCGCAUGGAGGACAAGAGCACCGAGACACAGCGCAAGCAAGGGCGCAGUGAUGGCAAGGCCUACCUGCAAGAGCCCCCCUCACCACCCCCUCUCCCGCCACCCUUUGACCACUAUAUGGGCCACAAAGGGGACCCCAAGCCCCCCGACUACAUGCUGUCCCAGUCUGUAGACCAUCUUGCUCGACCCACCUCCCUGAGUCAACCGGGGCAGUUGAUCUUCUGCGGUUCCAUUGACCACAUGAAGGACACCAUGUAUCGCAACGUCAUGCCGACCCUCGUCAUUCCUGCCCACUACAUGCGCUUGGCACCAUCAGAGCAGCCUCCAGGAAGUUCUGAGAACCAAUCAGACAUGGACCCGGCUGGCCUGGGCCUGCCUCACCAGUUUGGCCCCCAGGAGCAGCAGCGGCAGCAGCUCCUGCAACAGCAACUGCAGCACCCGCAGUUCCAGCUGCAGCAGCACUCGUCAGAAGAGGCGGAGGGGAAGGGUUGGGGCCCCCACACCCAGUCUGUCAGCGGCUCUGUCACCAUCCCCGUAUUGCUGAACGAGUCCACCAUGGCCCAGUUGAACGGGGAAUUGCAGGCCCUGACUGAGAAGAAACUGCUGGAGCUGGGGGUGAAGCCGCACCCGCGUGCCUGGUUUGUGUCCUUGGAUGGGCGUUCUUCACAGGUCCGCCACUCCUACAUCGACCUCCAGGGCAACGAGAGGAGCCGGAGCAACGAUGCUAGCCUUGACUCGGGCGUGGACGUCAACGAAGCCAAGCCACCCAAGCGCCUCAAGGAGGAGCGCCUGGGCUCCGCAAUGGCCCCCGCCUAUUCCAAGCUGGUCUUUGCUGAUGCCGACACCGAGCAGAGCAGCAGUGAGAGCCGCACCGCCAUCUGCUCUCCUGAGGACAACUCGUUGACCCCCCUGCUGGAUGAGAACACCGACCACCGUGCUGCUACUAUUCCCCGGCGUGGGCGCAGUCGCGGCAACAGCUCUCGCAGCAGUAACAGUAACAGCGAGCUGCGGCGUGACUCCAUGACCAGCCCCGAAGAUGACAGCAACGAACCCUCCGAAGGGACUGAUGACCAGGGAGACAAGAAGAGCCCGUGGCAGAAACGCGAGGAGCGGCCCCUCAUGGUCUUCAAUGUGAAGUAGCCAGCAGG